AUGGCUGAGAACAACGGCACACCACCUGCUGAUCAGCAGGAGCAGCCACAACAGAGCGAGCAUCUCAACAUCAAGGUCACCGAUGGCAACAACGAGGUCUUCUUCAAGAUCAAGCGCACCACGCAACUCAAGAAGCUCAUGGAUGCUUUCUGCGAACGCCAAGGCAAGAGCCCGCAAAGCGUACGGUUCCUGUUUGACGGACAGCGCGUAAAUCCCACCGACUCGCCAGACAUUCUUGACAUGGUUGACGGCGACUCGCUCGAAGUCCAUCAGGAACAGAUUGGUGGCUGGUGA
Pseudocercospora fijiensis CIRAD86 is the source of this 294-nucleotide messenger RNA. RefSeq lists its product as uncharacterized. Gene Ontology annotation, cellular component: septin ring; nucleus. Lineage: Eukaryota; Fungi; Ascomycota; Dothideomycetes; Mycosphaerellales; Mycosphaerellaceae. Bases 1 to 294 code for a protein of 97 amino acids. The record is from RefSeq and is a predicted model, not a curated record. Gene Ontology annotation, biological process: protein sumoylation. The transcript is spliced from 2 exons. Gene Ontology annotation, molecular function: ubiquitin-like protein ligase binding; protein tag activity.